CCGCGUGAAAAAUAAUUAAAAAUGGCGGAUGACGAUGUGAACGGAGACUGCGAUGAUGUGCAGCAGGAGAAAUCGCAGAAGAAAGCGGCGAAAUAUGACAGCGGCGCGGCGGAUCUGGAGAAAGUGACGGAUUACGCCGAGGAGAAGGAGAUCUCCUCUUCCGAUGGAUUUUCAUGCGCACUGAGUAUAAUUGGUGACCGUCGAAAUAAGGAAGCCGCGGAAAAGAAGGCCAAGGAGAAGGAAUUGCUCAAAGUAUCCAUCAGAAAGGAGGAUGUUGACUUGAUUAUGAAAGAAAUGGAGAUCAAUCGGAACCUGGCGGAACAGACUCUCAGGGAACACAGAGGAAAUAUUGUAGAAGCAUUAAUUACGUUAACUAAUUAAUAUUGUACAGGACUGUGUGAGCGAUCUCUCUUGCAAACACAACUCCGCAAAUUCCACUGUAAAUUGCACAUUCAUCGGGAGUUGUUAAGACCUUGGGUUAUAAAUAUUUAUUAAUAAGUAUUAUGAUAUAUAUAUAUAUAUACAAGUGA
Dinoponera quadriceps is the source of this 530-nucleotide messenger RNA. RefSeq names its product huntingtin-interacting protein K. NCBI's taxonomy places the organism in Eukaryota, Metazoa, Arthropoda, Insecta, Hymenoptera, Formicidae. The transcript is spliced from 3 exons. The record is from RefSeq and is a predicted model, not a curated record. Gene Ontology annotation, biological process: protein stabilization; negative regulation of apoptotic process. The coding region runs from base 22 to 381 and encodes 119 amino acids.